Acanthosepion pharaonis is the source of this 783-nucleotide messenger RNA. The record is from the annotation of a GenBank genome assembly. Lineage: Eukaryota; Metazoa; Mollusca; Cephalopoda; Sepiida; Sepiidae.
AUGUCAUUCCUGAUAGAUACGGGAGCACAGCUUAGUGUUGUUCCACCAUCACCCAACUUCACUAAGACUAACUCUUCGGUCACCUUACGCGCCGCUAACGGCACGAACAUCAAGACUUUUGAGCCUGUCAAGCACAGCACUGCACACAGGAUUCGAACUACCGAACAGCCUGUCUAUUCUAAACCUCGCCGUCUUGCGCCGGGCAAAUACAAGAUUGCCCGGACCGAGUUCCAACACAUGCUCGACCUAGGGAUUAUUCGCCCCUCCUCGAGUCCAUAUGCCUCACCGCUUCACAUGGUCACUAAGGCCCAGCAGGGCGCCUGGAGGCCGUGUGGCGACUAUAGACGUCUUAAUUCACAAACAGUACCCGAUAAGUACCCAGUUCCCAAUUUGACCGACUUUGCUGUUACCUUACAGGGAGCAUCUGUCUUCACCAAACUGGAUCUGCGCAAAGCCUUUCACCAGCUCCCAGUCGCUGACGAAGAUAUUCCAAAAACUGCGAUUACCACGCCGUUUGGUUUAUUUGAAUUUCUGCGUAUGCCUUUUGGACUGUGCAACGCAGCUCAAUCAUUCCAACGCCUUAUAGAUGAGACUAACCACGGCCGAUCGACCUUCUCUACCGAUCGCCUAAAACCUGCAUGUAUUGAACGCGAUGGAUCAACCAAUCGACCUACGAGCCCUUCGCUAGACAGCCCUCAGCUUUCGUCAACAGCAUCUACUAGGACUGCUAGCGGACGUACCGUCCACUGGUCUAAGAAAUUCAGAACUUUCAUUACACAUUGA